Molecule: messenger RNA, 6029 nt
Organism: Serinus canaria (Common canary)
Lineage: Eukaryota; Metazoa; Chordata; Aves; Passeriformes; Fringillidae
Gene: NEURL2
Product: neuralized E3 ubiquitin protein ligase 2
Exons: 2
Coding region: 473-1264 (263 amino acids)
Biological process (GO): intracellular signal transduction
Molecular function (GO): ubiquitin protein ligase activity
Source: RefSeq, a predicted model, not a curated record
CCGGGACAGUGUAGGGGGAGCACUGAUGGAGUCCCCGUGCCCAAACGGGGUGCCGGUGGGCACUACCGGGAACCACCGCUUACAGCUGGGUACCACCGGCCACAGCUGGGUGCCACCCAGCACCGCCGGGUAAAGCCGGGCAUCUCCAGGCACUGCCAGUCAUCACCGUGGGAUGACCACUGGCCACUGCUGGCUAUAGCUGGUACCACUGGGCACCAGCGGUCACUGCCAGCUGCUGCUGGACAGCAUGGGCACAGCCAGGCACCCUGGCCCAGGUGGCAGCGCUGGAGAGUCCAGGGUGGAAUGUCUGUGGGUCUUGUUUGGGCCAAGUGGUGCCCAGCAGCCACAGGGACCCUGUAACCGCCCCCAUGGCACUAGGACCCCCUUGAGCCCUCCGGUUGUCCCUCCCAGCCGGGCUGUCAGCACCUCACAGCAGCUGUGACAGAGACAGUUAAAAAUAGCUCCGGCAGCAAUGGCUGCCCGGUGGCGGCUUGCUGCACGCUUCCACCACAUCCAUGGCGCCAACAUCCGCCUGGAUGCCUCACGCACACAAGCCACACGGGUGGAGAGCUUCGCCAACGGGCUCUGCUUCAGCCAGGAGCCUCUGGCACCCGGGCAGAUCUUCCUGGUGGAGAUUGAAGAGAAGGAGCUGGGCUGGUGUGGGCACUUGCGCGUGGGACUGACAGCCCAUGAUCCCCAGAGCCUGGAGGUAGUGCCUGAGUACUCGCUGCCGGACCUGGUCAGCCUGGGGGACAGCUGGGUGUUUGCCAUCACCCGGAACCACAACCGUGUGGUGGUGGAGGGGGAGGAGGCGCAGGCACGGGGGCAGUCCUGGGAGCCCUUCCUGCUGAUCGACCGGGUGCGGAUCCCCCGUGACACGCUGGUGGGGCGCAGCCGGCCCGGCCGCUACAGCCACAUCCUGGAUGACCUGUACAAGAUGAAUGUGCUGCCCGCAACCGCCCGGCGCAGCCGCAUCGGGGUGCUGUACGCCCCGCAGCCCGAUGGCACCGCCGACAUGCACAUCGUCAUCAACGGCGAGGACAUGGGGCCGAGCGCCCGAGGCCUGCCCGCCACCCGCCCGCUCUACGCCGUCAUUGACGUCUUUGCCUCCACCAAGAGUGUCCGGGUGAUCCCGGUGGAUUAUGGCUGUAGUUCUUUCCCUGCAGACGCUGUGCCGGCUGGUUAUCCAGAAACACAUUGUGCACCGCCUGGCCAUCGAUGGCCUGGACUUGCCCCCGCUACUCAAGAGCUGGUGCCAACAUGAGUGAGGUAUCAAGGGUGCUGCUGGGCUGCCCCCCACAUCAACAGCCCCCCAGUGACAGCUGCCUGGCAGGCUCUGUGCCCCUCCCUGCCCACUCACCCCAGCAUAUGCUGCUGAAGGGCUGACAGGAAAGCAAAGUGGGGUUGGGAUUUUCCCCACACUAACGGUGUUACACGCCCAGAGCAUGGGCAGGGGGAUUGAUGAGGGUCAGAAAGAGCAAUAAAGGGCUUCCAGACAAGACUCUGUCAAAGGAGGCUUGGGGCCUGGGAUGCCCCUAUGCUUCAGCAACUCCUUGUGGGAGCAGUUCCUCCACCAGUGAGGAAGGGAGCACAGGCUGCAGCCCUGUGGGCUCAGGACAUGUGCCUGGCCCGGUAAUUAUGCUGGGACUGUCAGGGUGGAUCAGAGUGGGUGGAGCGUGGGAGGGCACAGUACAGUGUUCACGUGGAGGUAAAUUACAGCCGGACACUCAUCCCGGGCAGUUUCACUCUUGGGAAAGAUGUUUACCCAGAGAAGGAUGAGUUAUUUCCUGUGUGUUCAGCUUGGAGGGGGACGAGUCAGAUGCUGGAGCACCCAGACAGCAGUGCUGGCAGCAGCCCUUGCUUGGGCACGUGUCUGUGGCCACAGAGCCAGUCACAGUGACCUGGUGCAGGGCACAGCCAUCCUGACUUGGAGCUCCAUGCCCUCGGCUCUGUGCCCUCAGCCAGACCCUUCAACCCCUGGCAGGUGGGGAUGGCAGCAGGCAUCCUGCAGUGCCUAUGCAGGCUGGAGGGGAGGCAGGGUGGCAGCUGUGCAGAGGAACAGGCUGGAGGGGAGAGGUCUCCCAAAAUCAGAGGGGUUCCCACAGAAGCCAGAAAGAUAGCAAAGGGGCAGGCAAAGCCUUCCAGGCCUCUUCCACAGCACAACCAAAGGGGAAACAAGCAGCUCUAAGCUUACAAAAAGGUGUUUUAAAGAAACAGGAUGCUAUAUUUAGUCACAGACUCGAUAGUAUCAGAUCAUGUUACAAAACUCAUGCUCAAAGGAAAUCCCCAGCCCUCAACCACAGCCAACUCCACCAACACCAAAGUGUUAAUGAAGGAAUUGCUAAAUUCCAUGGGAAAAACAUGAACAGUGACCAAACCACAGCAAUGGAGGGAGGUCUGUGACAUUCCCUGCUAUGUCCCAAGAACAGCCUGGGAGGUGAUGGGGCUGGUGCUCAUCUGGCUGCAAUAGGGCUGGGGAACUCACCCACUCCAGAGCAGUGCCCACGGAUGAGGGAGUUUACUCUCCUGGCUGUUGUCCCUCCCCCACCCUUGCACGAAGCCUUUACUCCCCACCUCCCUGCAGUGUUAUCUGCCCGGCAGUGACCCCUGCACACGAGGGCGGGUUCCUGUUUCUUGAGGAAUUGAGAGCAGCUGCUGCAACCAGACAAACAACACCCCUGCUCUGUAAUGGGCUGCAGCACAGUGGGAUUGCAGGGAUUCAGAAGCUGCCACCUCCUGCCACCUGAGGCACCACAGGACGACUGAGGAGCACUGCCCAAAGCCCUGCCCCAUUCCCCAUGCUCUGUUCCCUGGGCAGGGAGGGGUGGCUGCAGCCGGCACAGGGACAAGCUCAGCUCCCAGACAACACGAGGGUGAUUUAUUGGCUCAGUUGCACAACACCUCACAGCUGGAUGCUGCAAGGACCUGCGGGUGCUGGCUACGCAUGAAAUAGUUUUGUCACGUGUUACUGUACCUAGAUCCCUACAAAUCUAUGGAAUCGUAUGGGAUUAAUUUGAGAAACCACAAAGAACUGGCUGAUGUCAUCACAAAGACUCUCGAUGAGUUUUGAGCGGUUUUGGGAAUCUGGAGAGGUUCCCACAUGACUGGAAGCUGGGGAAUUAUGUCCUGAUUUCAAAGGGCAGAAAGGAGAACCCUGGAAACUACAGGCCUGUCAGUCUCACUUCAGUGCCCAGUAAAAUCAUAGAAAAGAUCAUUCUGGCAGGUACUGAAAAACACCUCUAGGAGGGCACACUCACUGGUCACAGCCAGCAGGGUUUUUUGAGGGGAAAGUCCUGCUUGUUGAACAUGAUGUCCUUCUACAACAGGGUAACCCACCUAAUUGACCAAGGAAAGCCAGUAGCUGUAAUGUUUUUGGGCUUCAGCAAAGCUUCUGAUACUGUUUGUCCCAGUAUUUUUUUGGACAAAGUGUCCAGCUUGCAGCUGAAUAAUCCUGUUACACAAUGGGUGAGCAACUGGCUCACAAGUUGGGCACAAACAAAGACUUAGAGGGAAUGGGGUGACAUCAGGCUGGUGUCCAGCCACUAGAGGGGUUCCAUAGGGCUUCACCCUUGGCCCAGUUCUCUUCAACAUCUUCAUUAACGACUUAAACUCAGGACUUGAAGGAAUAUUAAGUAAUAUAUUAAUGUUUAGUGCUAAGAACACUAAAUUGAGAGGAGCUGUCAACUCCAUUGAAGGCAGAGAGGCCCUGCUGAGAGACCUCAAAAAAUUGGAGAGAUGGGUAAUCACCAGAAGUAUGAAGUCUAACAAGAACAAGUGACACACUGCACCUUGUACAGGGCAAUCCUGGUCGUAUAUACAGACAGGGGAAAAGAAGCUGGAUUCCAGCACUGUGGAAAGGGACCUGGUUGUUGCCAAGUUGAAUGUGGUCAGCAGCGCCCUGGCAGCCAGGAGGGCCAAUCCUGUCCUGGGGACAUCAGACACAGCAUUGCCAGCAAGGGAGGGGAUUGUCCUGCACUGCUCUGCACUGGUACAGCCUCACCUCAAGUCCUGGGGGCAGUUUUGGCACCACAAUAUAAAAAAGACAUUGAGCUAUUAGAGAACAUUCAAAAGAUGCCACGAGGAUGGUGAUGGGACUGGAAGCAAAGCUUUUGAGAAACAGUUGAGGUAACUUAGUCUGUUCAGCCUGGAGAAGAGGAAACUGAGGGAAGACCUCAUUGUGGUCUUCGACAUCCUCAUGAGAAGAAGCAGAGGGGCAGGCUCUGAUCUCUUCACUGUCAUGACCAGUGACAGAACUCGAGGAAAUGGUAUAAAGCUGAGUCAGGAGAGAUUGAGGCAGAAUAUCAGAAAAAGGUUUUUCACCUAAAGGGUGGCUGAGCACUGGAACAGGCUCCCAUGGGUAGUGGUAAUGGCAUCAAGCCUGUCUGAGUUCAGGAAGUGUCUGGACAAUGCUCUCAGGCACAUGGUGGGAUUUUUGUGGUGUCCUGCACAGGACUGGGAGUUGGACACAAUCCCAAUGGGUCCCUUCCAGCUCAGCAGAUUCUAGGAUACCAGCACCUCCCACAUUGCACCAUCCAGAGCUGGCUCCUGGCCACAGCUGUUAGCCAGGUCAGUGACUGUUACCCUUCCUGCAGGAUCAGGAGCUCCCAAUCCAGUUCCUCUGCUGCCCCAUGCAACAAAUGACGCUCACUCAGCAGAUCAAGGACCCAAACUGCCCCUUCCAUGCCGAGGAAAUGACAGGCUGUGGGGAAUGAAGGUGCAAGACAGGACACAGUGGAAGCACCCAGCUCAGCUCCCACUCAGUGCUGGAGCUUCACCUCAAUGGAGCUGAUCCAGCUGCCAGCCAGCUCCCACAGAGUCCUGUGCUCUAAGUCCUCAUACUGUGCCAGGCAGCUGGCUGAUCUCUGCCAUGAGGAAGAGCACCAUCAGGGAUUUAUCCAAAGACUUGUUCCAGGAGCUCUUUAGGACCUCCAAGAGGCUAUCAGCACUGUCUCACACAGCCUGAUGGGCAUCACAUCCCCUCUCCCAUGGUCUACUGAGCCUCUCCCUCUGCCAGAGCUUCCUGUAAGAAUUCAGCACAGCCAAAUUCUGUCCAAUCACAAGAUGUGACAGCAUGGCAGCUGGAAGGCCAGGUUGAAGAGGCAAGUGUAGCUACUUGGGCCUUCCUGGAAGAUGCUCACAAGGUGGGCAUCCUCCUGGCUCUGUACACUGAGCCUGUCCUACCUGGUGCAAAUCAGCUGCCUGGACUUCCAAAGCACUGCCUUAGGCACACUGGCAGCAGCCUCUCACUUAGGUGCAGCCUGGCAGCAGCCUCUGUGCAAAUGCCACUCAAAAACUUCCUGAUACUGUCUUCAGUCCUUUGGGUAAUCUAAUCUUCACUGACAUCCUGAGGUUUCUGUGGCCUCCAGUUUUGCCACAGGAUACAGGAUCUAGCAGGGACUGAGUUUGCUGGCUCACUCUGGAGAAGAGCAUGAGGUGUUUCAGGCUGACACUGAAGGGCCUCAGGGAGCUGGUGGACUCUGGAGGACAAUCACACGACUCUCAACAGCCACAAGAGAGGCUGACAUGGGCUGCUGCUGCUUAGCUGCUGCCACAGUGGGGGAAGCCCGGCCAGAGCUCUGGGAUGUGUUACCAUGGCACACCAGAGAGGCAAGAGGCAAGUCUGAAAUAGGUAGACUUUGGGGGAGCUGCCUGAGCAGCACGGUGAUCAGGAUGGGCAUCAGGUGGGAUCUUAGAAACACACUCUUUCUAGUGCCAGGCCAAGGUGGUGAUGCAGCUCUCCAGAGAGAGCCUAGCACUGCAAAACUGACUUAACCCUGGAUGCCAAUCUCCAGCUCCAUGAAGAAGUCUCUGCUCUCCCCCCAGCUGCCCUCUGUGCGUGGCCCGGACCCCAUCCUCGAGCAGCCAGCGAAGGUGGAGCUGAGGCAGCGAGUCCGGCGUGAUGAGGUCUCUCAGGACGGUGAGCAGCUCCUGCCGGUGGCUCUCAGUGCCUGCACCCACGGCUUUCCUGCGGCGAUCACGGCCGGCCCCUCGGCACGGUGCUCCAGGCACAGCCGCCGCAGCCACAUGCA